AAUACUUGAUAACGUCUUGCUUAAAAUAACACGUUUCCCAUUGGCGUAGUGAGUAAAUAGCUGGACACUUUUAACAAAGAAUGCUGUUGGUGUUUGGUAUAAUAUUUACAUUUAUUUUGUUCUUGAUUCUGUUAAAAACGUCAGAAAGGUGCAGUAAAAUAUGGUUUGCAAAUUUAUACGAAAUCGUUCUGUAUUAUAUUGCGGAGUUUUUUGUCGGAAAUCUAAGAAAACGUUGCUUACGAAAUAUAAAAUUAGAAAUUUCUACCGACCCAAUACGUUCUCGUGAAGGUCGACUAAGAAUUUUAGAAAUAGGACCGGCAGGUGGAAGAAACUUUGCAUUUUAUCCCGAGAAGAGUUUGUUAAUUUGUGUGGAACCAAAUGAAUAUUUUCGGUCGUUUUUCAAUCGAAAGAAAGGUCAAUUCGAAAGUCUUCAUUUGGAGAAUUUCUACUGUACUGGAGCAGAAGAUAUGAAUGAAAUAAAAGACGAAAGCGUGGAUAUUGUAGUAAGUACAUUUGUACUUUGCUCGGUGCAAGACAUGGAAAAGUCCUUGAAAGAGAUUAAAAGAGUUUUGGUGAAAAGAGGGAAAUACUAUUAUUUAGAACACGAUAGAGACCCCAAUCAUUUGAUUCGGUUCUUUCAAAAAUUGAUCGAACCUUGCUGGAGUCUUCUAACUCACAAAUGUCAUCUUACUCGACAUAUCGGAAAUUCCAUCAAAAAAGCAGGUUUCAGUCAAGUGGUACAAAACAAUUCUAGACCGUAUUUCUUUAUGUUUGUACCUCAGUAUUUUAUAUACGGUAUUGCUGUCAAAUAACACAACUAAUGCAUCACAUUUUUCGAUUAUUCCUUACUAAGAAAAAAUUCUCACGUAUUAAUAAUAUAUGCUGAUACAAUAAUUAAGAUUUAAAAAAUGUUCUAAUUUCUGUAAUUAUAGUUUCGUUUUCGUUUGUGUUUUACAACUCAAUAGACUAAAGCCCGGUGCCGCGCAGUGAGUAAUAGUAACAUCGGAAAAAAUAUGCAUUGCGAAAUUGAGUUACAGUGUUAUAUAAAGUAAAAAAAACGAAAAAAUGUUUUAUAAUGUCCAAGGGCAAUUUGCUCCUUUCUAUCUCAGCAUGCCAAUGACUUAGAGUCUAAAACCACAGAACGUUCCUAAAAGUUUAACUGUUCUGACGAUAGUUUUUCUUCCUGCGAUGCUGGCGUGAAGACGUCCACUCCGGGUUGCACAACACUAUUUGGACCGAGGUCUUCUAUCUACCAGGUGGACUUUAGCGAUCUUGAUGGCACGGGAGGGUGAAGACAAGUCCUCCGAAUAUCUGACAAGUUUUCGUGUGAGAAUGUCCAAAUGACAAGAAUCCUGGAGAGGAGCACUGCGAACCAAAAGCCAAGAACUACAAACCAAGAACGUCACAUCCUUUUUUGCUCGGUUUUUAUAAGUUUUUUCUGGGUCCCAGAUCGAACAUUCCGAUAGGUCGAUGUCGAUCUGCCCCCGUUCUCUAAUUGGUCUCCCUCCUCGUUACGAAUUGUAACGGGAUCGGAGCCCAGAUCGCGGGGUGAGUCAAUUUGAUUCUUUUCGAAGAUAUUCGAUCUAAGUACUCAAAUUCAUCCAUUGUUUCUUUCUGAGAAAUUCGUUUUUUCUCAGAAAUUUCUAUAGAUAUGACUUUCUAUGGACAUUAAAUAUUCAUUUUGCGUUUGAUGGUUUCUUUUUACAAUAUAUAAUAAUAAUUAUAAAUUUUUUUCAUACGAAAUUAAAACAUUUCUGUGCACGAAUUUCGACCUACUUCCGGAGCUUCACACUUUCAAUUCAAUCAAACUGAAAUAAACAUUGAAAGCUCAAUUAUACUGUCAGAUUAUGCUAAAUUUCAAUAGUGGUAAAGAUACAACUUCAUGUUAUAGUUAUCUCAGAAAUUUUGUUUGUAGCUUACUCUAUUAUAUGCUACAUCCCUCAAAAUGCAAUCGCAUUGUCACGGAUGCAGUAUAUAUAUCCCGUUCCAGUAAUCGAGAUACUCUAUAUGUCCUGUAUCCAUAGUAAA
Molecule: messenger RNA, 2028 nt
Organism: Centruroides sculpturatus (bark scorpion)
Lineage: Eukaryota; Metazoa; Arthropoda; Arachnida; Scorpiones; Buthidae
Product: methyltransferase-like protein 7A
Exons: 2
Coding region: 81-812 (243 amino acids)
Molecular function (GO): S-adenosylmethionine-dependent methyltransferase activity
Source: RefSeq, a predicted model, not a curated record